AUGGAGAAAUAUGAUUGGAUGCAAGCCAUAAAAACGAACAUUUUAAUUUUGAAAAUCGUCGGUUUAUGGCCAGAUAGCGAAGAUUACAAAUUUGAUUUUUACGCUUUACAUGCGUCAGUUUGGUUAUCAACUCUACUAGUGGCGUCCACAUUUUUCCAAGGAAUCAACAUCAUAUUCAUUCUGGACGAUGUGAAAGCACUCACUGGAACUGCUUACGUCCUUCUAACCGAAAUUUUAGCAGUUAUCAAAACCUAUUUCGUUGUGAAAAACAUGAAAAUGCUCAAACAUCUCAUGCAGUCCUUAAACAAUAACAAACUUUUUCAACCCCGGAGCCACGAACAAAUAAAAUUAAUCCAACCAAGUCUAAAAUUUUGGAAGUUACUCUACAAUUUGUUUCACUCGCUGGUUGGGGGAGCGACGCUGUUUUGGAUCCUUUUCCCAAUUGUGGAUAAAAAGGAGAAGAGAUUACCAUUUCUUGGAUGGUACAUUGUUGACACCAAAGUAUCACCGUAUUAUGAAAUUGUGUACGGAUUCCAAUUCUGCAGUUGUUGUUACAUGAGCGCUCUUAUUAUCAACAUUGACACCUUAAUUGCGGCUUUAAAUGUCUACAUUGGGAACCAAAUUGAUAUUUUAUGCAACAAUUUGCGAAAUUUAAAAGCUGGUUGUUCGAUAGAACGCGACCUAAUAACGUGCAUAAAACACCACCAAGAAAUUUUGAAUUUUGUCCAAUACGCCAACAAGUUUUACAGAUGGAUUAUCCUUCUCCAGUUUUUCGUGAGUGCCGUUUCUAUUGGUAUAACAAUGUUUCAACUGACUAUUGUUGUGCCUCUUUCAAGCGAGUUUUAUUCAUUCCUCUUUUAUGCAAAUUCAAUUAUCUCGCAGAUAUUUAUGUACUGUUGGUUCGGAAACGAAGUGCAAACUAAAGUAAGUCUGCUUAAAAAUAAAUUCACACUUUGGUGUUUUUUUCAGAGCAAUAAAAUUCCUCAAGCAAUUUUUGAGUCAGGUUGGACUGAUUUUCCACUAAAGACAAAAAAAGAUCUAGUGUUUCUUUUAAUGAAAACUCGGGAACCGAUAAAAGUAUCAGCGUUUAAUUUAUUUUCACUCUCAUUAGACACAUUUAUGAGGGUAAAGGACAUUCUCUUAUUACACAACACUGUGAAAAUCUGUUUUAGAUUCUAA
Messenger RNA from Tribolium castaneum (red flour beetle), 1179 nucleotides. Its product is annotated as odorant receptor Or1-like. Gene Ontology annotation, biological process: sensory perception of smell; detection of chemical stimulus involved in sensory perception of smell. The transcript is spliced from 3 exons. Gene Ontology annotation, cellular component: plasma membrane. The record is from RefSeq and is a predicted model, not a curated record. Bases 1 to 1179 code for a protein of 392 amino acids. NCBI's taxonomy places the organism in Eukaryota, Metazoa, Arthropoda, Insecta, Coleoptera, Tenebrionidae. Gene Ontology annotation, molecular function: odorant binding; olfactory receptor activity.